GACGCUUGAAAGCGUCCUUCCACGUAGAGAGGGACGAGAUAAUGCCACCCUUGCGAUUCGCCAUGAAGACAAUCUCACUCGAUGAGAGCCCAGAUUUCACAGCUCUUUCGUACGUCUGGGGCGACCCUACAGACACCAUGCCGAUCAUUGUCAACGAUAUCGAAGUCGCUAUAACACGAAACCUGUACAGUGCCGUGGUCGCAAUGUCGAGAUAUCAAACGAGGCCGCCUUUUUGGGCGGAUGCUGUCUGCAUUAACCAGCGGGACAACGACGAGCGAAGCUCCCAGGUAAAGCUCAUGGGCCGCAUAUACCGGAACGCCUUGAGGGUAUGCUGCCACCUGGGUGAGCCAACACCCAACUUUGAGGCCUACGUACGGUACCAUUACCGAAUCGAUCAUAGACUGGACGAUCCUUGGGCGCAGGUGCUCCACGACUGGGACCAGCAAGGCAAAUCCGCCGAGUGGCAGGCGGGGCAAAUCACCGCCAUUCUUGUAGGACAGGUCGAGCUGCGCAAGCUGCCCUACUUCGAACGGAUGUGGACUUUUCAAGAGAGUCUUCUUCCAGCUGAACGCGCGCUGUUUUUCCUCGGCGACAUCCACUUCAGAUACUUCAACACGCGCAGAUGGGUAUGGAAAGAUCCGCCGCCCUUUGUUACUAGCGCGUGGAAACAGCACGAAAAGAAUCCAGAGUCCCGGGAGUCAUCGAUGCAGCCGUGGAUGGAGAUCUUGCACCGCGAAGUGGCUUGCACAACUGCAAAUGAGAUCCAGUUUGACCACCUCCUCCAACUGAUGAUUUUGGGCUGUGAGCAGUUGGGCAUUCUCACCCUGUCGUCACUCCUCUACAUGACACGCCUGCGGCGGUGCGGUGACCUGCGCGACAAGAUCUUUGGAGUGCUGGCCAUCCUCCCCACAGUCGAGUGGGAAUGCAACAAGCUCGGUGAGAUACUAGACGCAAUGCGCCGCCGCUUUAACCCUAACUCUAUACCCGCUGUAGAACAAGCGGUCAGUGACCUAUCUCGUCCCUUUUUUGACACUGCCGGUGCGAGGCAGGCGGCAAGGGACCGAUACCUUGCCAUAGACUAUCGCAAGUCCGUCGAGGAGGUCGCCAGGGACGCGUUGUACUACAUUGCGACGGUUGAGAAUGGAAAGGGACUUGGUCCGAUCUGUCUCUCGUACAUGCCCUACAGGUCUGCCUUGUCGGGCAAACUGAAGGAACGAGGCAACAAUGGCUUCAAGGGACAAAUGCAGCACCGGGGAAGAGACGGGAGUCAGCUGGAGGCGCUCGAAGACAAGGGGCAACCCACCGGCGUCCUAUACCCAUCCUGGCUGCCCGAUAUCACGAGCCGCAGACUCAGAGCGAGCUUUGCUUCCGGCGGGAGUUUUCCGUGGCCCAAAUGGUCUCAGAGCGUCGAGUGGCUACCACGGAAAGAUAGCCAAGGCGACAGUGAUCGACUGCGAUUUCGUGUCAGACCACUGGGCCGCGUUUUGCGGACAAUCAUCUUCCCGACCAUGGUUGAACGCAUCCACGACAUGGUUGCCGCCCUUUUGAAAGAAGCUUGGCCAAAAAUGGAUCCAUCUCUUGACGAGAUUGACCAGGAACUACUCUCGAUGCUGGAUGGGGCUCCUACUGGUCUGCUCCGCCCGAAUCUACCAGAGGAGCUGCAAGGUCGGAUUCGCGAACUCGUAUCUCUCAUCAAAUCGCCGCCGCCGCCAGGUACUGAGCCAGAAGAACCAGACACGAGCCUCUACCAGCGCCUCCGGUUGCUUCUUUUAAUGAAGAGGGAGGACAACUACGAACGGAUGCACAAUCGCGACGUGCCUGUCUGGCUCCUCAUCACACGUACCAUCCGCUGGCUGGUGCGUUCGCCCCCAGAAGCGGAUAGCUUGCAAUGGCGGCGCCAGCGGCAGUCGAUCAUGCACGCCAGAGACCGCCUGGCGGGACGGGUGCUGUUCGUGCUCGACUCGGGCAUCGUCGGGCUAUGCAGCGACGCUACCCGGAUAGGAGAUGUCGCUGCGCACUCGGACGAUUUUGGCAACACCUUGAUGCUGCGACCGGACUGUCGGCGUCACCAUCAGGCAGAGGGAGUCACGUGCGAUGGCAGUCCCGGGGCUGCGCACGAAUGCUCGGACACCGAUGACAUGGCUCGGCAGACACAUCUGCUGGUCGACUAUGCGUGUAUCGACGGCUUGAUCAGUGAGCAAAACGGUGGCAUGGAGACGGUGCAGGAAAUCAAAGACAUGGAAACGCACACCAUUGUCCUGGGCUAG
This is a messenger RNA of Microdochium trichocladiopsis, 2267 nucleotides long. Its product is annotated as heterokaryon incompatibility protein-domain-containing protein. The record is from RefSeq and is a predicted model, not a curated record. The coding region runs from base 42 to 2267 and encodes 741 amino acids. Lineage: Eukaryota; Fungi; Ascomycota; Sordariomycetes; Xylariales; Microdochiaceae. The transcript has a single exon.